ACUCUCUCUCUUGACCAACAAGCACAAUGACAACACCAGCACUAGCGACACCAGAGGCCGCGGCGUCCAGCUCUAGCUCUACGCGCGCAUUCACCCCGCCGGCAAAGUACAUCCUGUCCAAGGCGCACCUGGCCGCGUUCCAGCGCUCGCCAUCACACGCGGCGAUUACAGACUUUAUUGACGGGCUCAACGCGAGCAUUGUGGGGCGCAAGCUGUCCGAUGCGGGCGAGACGAACGAGCGCACGCUCGCGCUCAUGGGUAUCCUCGACGCCGUGCUCGACAUUGCCAAGGCGACGCCGCCGGUCGACAACAAGCUGAGCCGGUUCGGUAACCCCGCCUUCAAGACGUUCUACGACCGAGUUGGCGAGGCAUCAGCCGACCUCCAUGCCACUAUUCCAGGCCUGCCGGCCGAGGCCGUCCCCGAGAUCGAGGUCUACUUCAAGGAGGCGUGGGGCAACAAGCAGCGCGUAGACUACGGCAGCGGCAUGGAGUUCAACUUCUUGUGCUGGCUCUACUGCCUCGUCAAGCUCGGCGUCGUCGGCGAGGCAGACUACCCCUUCCUCGUGCUCGGCGUCUUCUGGCGGUACAUCCUCGUGAUGCGAUACCUCCAGUCGACGUACUGGCUCGAGCCCGCUGGAUCGCACGGAGUAUGGGGUCUGGACGACUAUCAGUUCUUGCCGUUCCUCUGGGGUGCGGGGCAACUGAAGAGCCACAAACACCUCCGCCCCAAGGCGAUCCACGACCCCGAGAUCCUCGAGGCCUUUGGCCCAGAAUACAUGUACCUCUCGUGCAUUUCGUUUAUCAACAGCAUCAAGACGGCGUCGCUGCGGUGGCACUCGCCAAUGCUGGACGACAUCAGUGCCGUCAAGACGUGGGACAAGGUCAACGAGGGCAUGCGCAAGAUGUACGCGGCGGAAGUGCUGGGCAAGCUGCCAGUCAUGCAGCACGCGCUGUUUGGGAGCCUGCUGCCGUUCCCCACGCCCGAGGAGGACCCGGAGCUCAAGCGCGCGCUCGAGGAGGAGGGCGAGCCCGAGGUCGACGCGCAUGGGCAUGUUCACGAGAAGGGAUGGACCAUGGACUGCUGUGGCAUUCCAGUGCCGUCGGCGUUUGGCGCCGCUGCCGAGGCAGCAGGCGGUGGUGGGGUUGCUGCGGCAGCAGCACCGCCUGUGCCGUUCACGCAGCGUUCUGGCAUCAAGCCCAUCCCCUUCGACUAGGCCCAUCGUUUGACUAGUAGCAUAGAUGUAUAGUGUAUCAC
This is a messenger RNA of Vanrija pseudolonga, 1255 nucleotides long. RefSeq names its product Serine/threonine-protein phosphatase 2A activator 2 (gene RRD2). Bases 27 to 1214 code for a protein of 395 amino acids. The record is from RefSeq and is a predicted model, not a curated record. Gene Ontology annotation, cellular component: nucleus; protein phosphatase type 2A complex; cytoplasm. Gene Ontology annotation, molecular function: protein tyrosine phosphatase activator activity; peptidyl-prolyl cis-trans isomerase activity. The transcript is spliced from 5 exons. Gene Ontology annotation, biological process: mitotic spindle organization. NCBI's taxonomy places the organism in Eukaryota, Fungi, Basidiomycota, Tremellomycetes, Trichosporonales, Trichosporonaceae.